This is a messenger RNA of Sitophilus oryzae (rice weevil), 1936 nucleotides long. RefSeq lists its product as uncharacterized. Gene Ontology annotation, biological process: double-strand break repair via nonhomologous end joining; cellular response to gamma radiation; telomere maintenance. The coding region runs from base 236 to 1819 and encodes 527 amino acids. Gene Ontology annotation, cellular component: Ku70:Ku80 complex. The record is from RefSeq and is a predicted model, not a curated record. NCBI's taxonomy places the organism in Eukaryota, Metazoa, Arthropoda, Insecta, Coleoptera, Curculionidae. Gene Ontology annotation, molecular function: double-stranded DNA binding; telomeric repeat DNA binding. The transcript is spliced from 8 exons.
UGGCCAUAUUGUAUUUGAUUGUAUGGAUCUUGGUAUGGAUUAUGGAUUGUAUUGUGUGAUUUGUGAUUGUAUUGCUGAUUUUUCUAAAUCGGCAUACUCAUAUCGUAAUGAUCUGUUAAUAAUUUGGCUGAUAUAAAUGUAAAUAAAAGAUAGACACAUUAUACCUCUAAAAGCUUUAUUUACUUUUGAGAUAUUUCAGGUAUCAGAUAGGAACAAGACCAAAGAUAAGUGAGAAAUGGACGACCAAAGCCAAGACAUUGAAGAUCCUCAGGAGUCGUUAACAAUUAAUUUUAAACCGUCCUAUGUGAUAGUUGCCAUUGAUACACACUCGUCGAUGUUUAAAACAAGAGAAACGGAUGCAAGUGGUGAAACACAUUUUUUUAAAGAUGCUUUAACUGCCUGUUUUGAAAUUGCUGACUCGUUAUUGCUUGCAACUGGCAGUAACAGUUUCAACCAGUUUGGAGUUUUGUUGGCCGACGAGGACCACAAAGCAAGUUUAAUUGAGGUUGAAAGUAAUAUGUUGGACUCCAUAAAGUUCUUAAAAGAGGAAAGUGGUUUAUCCAAUGCUGAAUUAAAAACAAAAUAUGAAAGGCAAUCCAGUUUAGAUGUAGCAGCUUUUUUUCUAUUGUGCAAGAAAAAGUUUAAAAGUAUUAUCUCUGCUUAUUACAAGAGAACAAUAGUAUUUAUAACAAAUAAUGAUGACCCUGUGGAUGGAGAUGCACAAAGAAAGUUUACAGCUCUGAACGAAGCUAAAACGUUUGAGGGAAAUAGUAUUAAUUUUGAAAUAGUUUCAAUGAUAAAUGAUUUUGAUUAUACCAAGUUUUACAAUGAAUUGUUCCAUUUAUAUUCUGAACCGCCCACAACUGAUGUAAUAUGCCAGGACAAACACGGCAUAGUUGAAAAGUUACUCCCCUUAAUUGUUUUUCGAUAUACCAAACUGAGGACUAGAUUCUAUCCAUUUGAGAAUGAUUAUGGCAGACACUUAAACGUGAUGAAGAUGAAUUUUAUUCGAAAAGCCAGAUUACUCAACAAUCAAAAAGCAUCCGUUGAUGGAAGGAUGCUAAAAACUGUUCAUGUGCUGCGCGAACUUGGAAGCAAUAAGCCUAAUCCUUUUAAAUAUCGGUUGAGAUUGGGAGUGGGAGAAGAGCCUUUGCGUUUUAAUGAAAAAGAUAGAUAUGAUAUUGAGGGAAAUGAUUUACCUCUAGGAUUUCAUUUCCAGUACGUUUCCGAUAGACAGUCAGAAGCAGGGGUUGUGGUGAACAAGACCUCCAUCCUGGCGUAUGAUCCCAAAGAGGAUUUGGAAUUUUUUCAGCACUUUUGGCAGUACUGUUUUGAUAGAAAUCAGGUCAUGGUUUGCAUAAAGAAGUAUCGCAAUCCUGCUCCCAUAAGAUAUGUGGAACUGAUACCAAAAUUUGCCAACAAUCAGAGACUGUUUCUGAUCAAAAACAUACCGUUCGCUGGUCAAUGUCACCCCCCUAAAGCGGUAGUACUGAAUCCUUUGCCCGAUUUUGAGGUCAGUGUAGAGAAAAAGGACAUGGUCCGGUUGCUGAUAAAAGGCCUUUCGUUCGAUUACAGUCCAAAAACUUUCACAAACCUCAGCUAUGCAAAGAAGAAAGCGUACGUGAAAUCUAAGUUGUUGGACGAGCCGUUGGAAGAGGUGGAAGACGUGUUUGGAAACGCGGCUCAGUCUAUAGACAAAGAAAUAGGAGAAGUGGCAAAUCGCAUCAAAACGUUGUUUAAUCUGCCCGAUUCUCUGCCAAGAGGUAGAAAGCGAAAAGCUCCCAGCGCCUUAUCCAAGGGUAAAAGAACCGCCAAAUAAACAAGUUUAAACUAUUAUCUGCAUUAUAAGUUCUAAUUAUGUUAUAUAUUGUUAAAAUAGAAUGUAUUUGUUGAUUUUCUGUCAUAUUUGCCUCUAAUUAAAGUUUUUUGGAUCAAA